AUGAAGCCACUGUGUGGUAAACUCCCUGACGUGUGGUUUCUUCACAAAUCUCUAUUCUUAAGUCUACGGCUCAAGGCACCUGUGGUAAUUACUGUCGACCUAGGAGGCUAUCGAGGCUCAUAUGCGCCCACUAAGACUAUCAUAACGGCGCAUAGCUUUCUAAACUUAGCUCGCUCUUUGAUGUCAAACGCAAUGGAAGCGACCAACAAUCGUCUCAAGCAACUGGAAGACAUUGAGAUACGUCUCUACCUCGGGCAAGAGGCAACCACGCAAAGAAGUGCCAGGGAAGACAGGCAAUUGCAGCUCAAGAGACAGGAAGAACAUCGCGAUUUUCUUGAAGAACUGAGGGAGCGGGAUCAAGAAGAGGAUGUGAGUACACUGCGCUCUCCCACUCGACGGUCUAGAGUUAAAGGGAGUGCUCAGGAGCUCCGUCGAAGACGAAGGAUCCUUUCUCGGUCCUCCUUUGGUCAUCUGGCGGUAGGAUCUCGUGAUGAUGAGAGCCAAGCUUCUACAGAUGUCGAAAAUUGGCCGGUGACAAGAAGCGAAACGAAGGUCAAGCGCUCUGCCAGUAAGAUUGUCCCCAGCUCCAGCUCAGGGAAAAAGGACUACGGUCUGCCCACUGCUCGCGAUAGCUAG
Letharia columbiana is the source of this 636-nucleotide messenger RNA. RefSeq lists its product as uncharacterized. The transcript is spliced from 2 exons. Bases 1 to 636 code for a protein of 211 amino acids. NCBI's taxonomy places the organism in Eukaryota, Fungi, Ascomycota, Lecanoromycetes, Lecanorales, Parmeliaceae. The record is from RefSeq and is a predicted model, not a curated record.